Trachymyrmex septentrionalis is the source of this 1531-nucleotide messenger RNA. Its product is annotated as transcription cofactor vestigial-like protein 4. Lineage: Eukaryota; Metazoa; Arthropoda; Insecta; Hymenoptera; Formicidae. The coding region runs from base 516 to 998 and encodes 160 amino acids. Gene Ontology annotation, molecular function: transcription coactivator binding. The record is from RefSeq and is a predicted model, not a curated record. Gene Ontology annotation, biological process: negative regulation of DNA-templated transcription. The transcript has 5 exons.
GUCGUGUCAAACGGGCCGUGCCGCGCGCGCGCAUCCACCCGCCCGCAUACCAUUAGAUUUUCGUGGUUUUCAAUGGGUACGCGUAACCGGCCGCAGCACAACGCGCGGACGACGUGAAGUGCCGUACGAUCCCAACAUCGCGUUCAUCCAGGUGUCAGAGAGCGCGCGGUGACGGCGGACUCGGAACUCCGGUGAGGCAAGAACUGUCGCCGCGUGAAACUUGCGUAUUUUUCGCAGGUGCGGCGCACAGUCGCGGGACUACGCGGAGCGUACGUCGGGGAGCGACGAACCACGGAACGCCUGAAUUUGCAACGCAGACGGGCUAGGGUUGACGUAUCCUUGUCAGAAAAACGACAACGAGGAAGAGGACAUCUUCUGUGGAAAGAAAAUUUGAGGAUCCACGAAGUAUAUUGUGAGGGUGCGCGCGAAUUUCGCGCGAGGGUGGCACGCGAGGGAAGGAGAAUAGAGAAAAAAGAGAAGACAAGUUCGAACGGACGGAACGAACGAAAGAAGAGAUGUCUGCCGUCGAGAGUGCCUUGGACGUCCUUUCCAGAGCAGCGACAAUGAUGCAAGAGGAGAGAUCGAAGGUGACGAAUCUGCAUCGAAAACCAAGUAGCGCUUGGCGUAAGGACCGUAGGAGAGAUCCGAUUCAGAGCGAAGCGUUGGACAUGUCGAGAACGAAUAAUCACCACAACAGACCGAGCGUGAUCGUUCCUCCUACGACGCAAGCUGGUAUCACAAUCAACUCUGCUGUGACGUCGACGACGUCUACCACGGCUUCGGGCGGACAAAGGAUUAUUAGAACGACGAGUGGCGUUAGUGAUCCCGCGAUAGAUGAACAUUUUAAGCGGUCUCUGGGUCCGAAAAAGUACGCGGCCGUCUUCAACGCCACUACUACGGACAAGGAAACUGGCCUGAGUGUUGAUGAUCACUUCGCAAAAGCACUCGGCGAGACUUGGACAAGGCUUCAGGCAACCAAUCGAACUAAGGACUCCUAACCACCGGAUAGACUUGCCAGAAAUCUUGUCAUCCUACUCGUCAUCGUUCUCGUCGUUGUCCUCAUCGUCGAUUGUGGUAACCUACUCGGGUGAAAUCGUUCCGCUAAAUAUACAUUAAUGAUAAGUCGUAAUCAAUAAGAAUUAGCUGAAUUCGCGAUUAUAUUCGAGGAACCUGCGUCCAAGUAAAACUACAAUUAAAACAGGCCUAUCCAAUUUAAGCUCCGGAAUCAAAACGCAAAGCCAUCGAUAUAAAAAAAUUCAAUGUAAGAUUUUAGGAACUAUAAACUGUUGCUAUUAAACUACGCUAAACAUCACUUAGAUGCGAAUCAUCAACACUUUACAGUCUCCAAAAUCUUACAUUGAAUUUUUUUGCGUCGAUGGCUUUGCUCCAGAGCUCAAAUUGGACAGGCCUGAAUUAGAGGAUAAAUAAAGAAAAUAAACGUCAGGAUACAAUUUUAUAAAAAUGAAGGAUCUUCAAAUUGGAUUUUCGUAUUGAUUUCAACAUUUGGGAAAAAGGAUAUAAGUAAAUAGUU